Messenger RNA from Botrytis deweyae, 237 nucleotides. RefSeq lists its product as uncharacterized. The transcript is spliced from 2 exons. NCBI's taxonomy places the organism in Eukaryota, Fungi, Ascomycota, Leotiomycetes, Helotiales, Sclerotiniaceae. Bases 1 to 237 code for a protein of 78 amino acids. The record is from RefSeq and is a predicted model, not a curated record.
AUGACUUCCAGCAGUAACAAUAAGCGAGUUGAUGGUGUAAAUAGCGAGAUUAAUCAAAAGCAUUGCAAGGAGCCUGGAAGCUCUGCCGCGGCGGUCAAACGUGGCGGGAACUCCUCUUGGCACGAGGCAAAGGAAUCAUCAUACACACCACAGGCUUUGCGACACAGAAUGCUGGAGUCUCUACUUUCAAGUACUUCUCAUACCUCAAUCUUGUCAUUGCCACCCUUCUCCAAAUGA